AUGAUGUAUUACGGAGUUCCAUUAGCGGUUAGAGACAUAAAAGUGAACAUCUAUUUGAGCGAAGCCCUAAACGCAAUGGUGGAGUUACCUACGUUUGUUAUCACUCCAAUAUUGCUGGAGAAGUUCAACAGAAGAAGCUCUGUGCUUGUGAAUUGCUUACUCGGAGGAGGAUUAGGAGUGCUCUGUUUCGUCCUGACCAUUUUCGGGAGAACAAACGUGGCUUUUGCCCUAGAACUCGGUUCUUUCUUCUGCGCGAGGAUCGGGUUUAACUUGAUGGCGGUUUAUAUGAUUGAGAUGUUCCCAACAUGCGUGAGGAACUUGGCGACAAUGAUGCUGAGACAAGCGCUUGUAGUUGGAGGAGCUUGUUGUCCAAUCAUUGCUUCAGUUGGAAGAAAUGUUCCGUCGCUGUCUUUCGCGGUUUUUGGGUUUGCAGUGUCGGGUCUAGGGUUAUUUGCUUUGCUCCUUCCUGAGACCAAAGGGUCAAACCUUUGUGAUACAAUGGAAGAACAAGAGCUCUUAGAGGCCAAGCCUUGA
This is a messenger RNA of Microthlaspi erraticum, 534 nucleotides long. The record is from the annotation of a GenBank genome assembly. Lineage: Eukaryota; Viridiplantae; Streptophyta; Magnoliopsida; Brassicales; Brassicaceae.